Myotis brandtii (Brandt's bat) is the source of this 1524-nucleotide messenger RNA. It is a transcript of the gene FUZ, whose product is annotated as fuzzy planar cell polarity protein. Bases 177 to 1364 code for a protein of 395 amino acids. Lineage: Eukaryota; Metazoa; Chordata; Mammalia; Chiroptera; Vespertilionidae. The transcript is spliced from 11 exons. The record is from RefSeq and is a predicted model, not a curated record. Gene Ontology annotation, biological process: non-motile cilium assembly; vesicle-mediated transport.
AGGUUUCCGGGAGAUGCUGGAAUAGAGUUAGAGGAGAGGUUUGCGUUGGAUUCUUCCAAUCAGCAUCCCAUCUCGCCCUCUGGCGGUUUCGGGUGGCAGCCAGAUUUAGUGGGACUCCGGUCAUUCUCCAAGACGGGCACUGACCGUUUUCACCAAGGGAUUGGGGUGGGUUCCAAAUGGGGGAGGAGGGGACGGAGGGCACGGUACAUCUGCUGUGCCUCGCGGCCUCCAGCGGAGUCCCCCUGUUCUGCAGAAGCAGCCGCGGCGGUGCUCCCGCCCGCCAGCAGCUCCCGUUCUCUGUCAUCGGCUCCCUCAAUGGAGUCCACAUGUUUGGGCAGAAUCUCGAGGUGCAGCUGAGCUCUGCGAGGACCGAGGACACCACCGUGGUGUGGAAAAGCUUCCAUGACAGCAUCACCCUCAUUGUUCUGUCAUCUGAGGAGGGCACCUCGGAGCUGAGACUAGAGAGACUGCUCCAGAUGGUGUUUGGGGCCAUGGUUCUUCUUGUGGGACUUGAAGAACUGACCAACAUCAGCAAUGUAGAAAGACUGAAGAAGGAGUUGAGGGCCUGUUACCGCCUCAUUGACAGCUUCCUGGGGGACUCAGAGCUCAUUGGAGACCUGACCCAGUGUGUGGACUGUGUGGUUCCUCCAGAGGGAUCCCUCUUUCAGGAAGCCCUCUCUGGGUUCGCGGAGGCUGCGGGCACAGCCUUCGCCAGCCUCCUCGUGUCGGGCCGGGUGGUGACAGCGACAGAAAGCUGGUGGCGGCUGGGGACGCCGGAGGCCGUGCUACUCCCCUGGCUGGUGGGAUCCCUGCCGCUGCAGGCCGCACGGGACUACCCGGUGUACCUGCCGCACGGGAGUCCCACGGUCCCGCACCGCCUUCUGACCCUGACGCUGCUGCCGGGCUUGGAGCUGUGUCUGCUCUGCGGGCCGCGCCCUCCCCUCAUGGGACCCCGAGCUCUGCCCGCUGGCUUCCCCCUGCACACGGACAUCCUCGGGCUGCUGCUCCUCCAUUUGGAACUGAAGCGCUGCCUCUUCACCGUGGAGCCUUCAGGGGAUAAAGAUCCUUCCCCUGAGCAGCGUCGGUGCCUCCUCCGUUCCUUCUACACCCUCGUCACCGCCAUGCACUUCCCACCAGAGCCCGGACAGCAGGAGGAGAAGGUGGAGGACACAGCCCAGCGGGCUCAAGUGCCGAGAGCCUGCUACCUGGUCUCAGGGACCGAGGAGCCAGGCACAGGAUGGCGUCUGGUGGCCCUACAGUUGGGGCCCCGGCGGCUGCUGCUGCUGCUGUCAGCUCAGAGUCCCUGCCAUGGGCUGCGGAGCCUGGCCACCCGCACCCUGCAGGCCCUCACCCCGCUCUUCUGACCACUGGGCGUGAGCAACAGACAGGCACCCGGGCUGUUAGCGUCUCUCUGUUUAUUGGGUCACAAUAAUACACAGCCCCUGGACGGGGAGGGGGCAGGAGGGGCCACAACAGGGUGGGUGGGAGGGGAGGAGGCGCCUGCUUCCCUGGCCCCUCUCCCCU